AUCUGUAGCGUGUCCGCCGUAUCCUGCUGACCUUGCUUCUCGGGACGACGGAGAUGAGUGAGUUCCCUCUUGCUGGUGCAGCUGCGGCUGGCACCAAGGGAGGGCCCAAAGGAGAUGCCGGCAAUACGCAGGUACACGGACGCAUGACAGUUUCCGAUCUGCUUGUCCGUACAAAUACCAUAUCUGUUGGUGUUGGUAGGUUGGUGCUCGUCUUGUGUGUGACGACGGGCAUCUUAUGGUUCGCGGCGACGACUACGAUGCAUGGAGCAACGCGACAGUGCCGCAACAGGCCGACAAACUGGUGAGCGCACACAGUGAGGACACAGACAGGCAGAGGGGCGCGGUUGAUGUGUGGUUUUGGUCUCUCCAGGGCGCUGCGUUGAAGACGGCUCACAUCGUUGCCGGCAAGAAGCAUGUCGUCCCAUUCCUGGGUGGGUACACAUUCAACACACCACCAGCGCCGCUCACCAUUGCCCCCGCCACACACAUGACUGUAGGCAAGUGCCUGGAGGGUAGCUGUAGCACACUGACGUCGGUCAAGAUAGAGGGCGAGAGCGAUAGAGAGGAGCGCGAGUACGAGGCAGAGGAGGGCACUUCCCCUUUGGUAUUCGAGCACGUCAAGACCCUCACCGUCACCAGCGAGCCGUGGCUGGAACACAUUGGGUGCGUGGGUGGGGCUGGCGUGGGCUGGCUGCAGGAGUCUGUAUGGGAGUGUGCACAUCCAUCCAUCGUGUCUCGUGUGUGUGUGUGUGCUGUCCUUUCAGUCGCCGUCUGUGGGUGUUCCCCAAUCUGACGCAGCUCCACGUGGGCACCAUCUCGGCCACCAACACCGCCUUCACCGCAAUGUGCGAGAUCGUCAAGGCCGCCCCCGCCCUCACCUCACUCGACGCAGACCACAUCAACUUCACAUCGUCCAAACACUGGCGCACAUUCCUGGUCAGUGGUGGAAGACACAAUGAAUGCGCACAUAAACUGUGACCUGAGUGCACUCUGUCUUUCCUUCUGCCAUCUGUGUGUGUGUGGUGUGCAGUGCUGCAUCGCCCGUUGUCCUAUGCUGACGACCAUCACGGGCCUGACCAUCUCAGCGCACCCUGGUGCGGGCGGCAUGAAGGCCGGUGUUGCUGAGGAGGGUGUACUGGGUCACUGCCCCUACCUGACCACCACGUCGGGCAUCGCCAUGGAUGUGGCCGCCACCGUCGAGGACACCAUCGACCUCUGUGGCCUCAAGCAGGCACUCGACGCAAACUGGACCAAAGACGACAUGAAAGGUGCGUUCGUAUACAUGGGUGCACAAGAGAACCGCCAGACAAAGUGUGUCUGUGUUCGUGUCGGCGUCAGGCAAGGCCAAGAAGCUGGGCCUCGUCUACGAGCCGACGAUAGGAGUGGCGUACGGCGCGAGCGAGGCCGCCUUCAUCUCGUGGGCGCAGGGCGUGUGUGAGGUCGACUGGCGCUCCAACAGCCUGGCCAUUGACUGCAGCAAGACACCCACCGACACCACACAGAUGACCACCGCCGUGCCACACAACGUCGGCAAAGUAGUCAAGGACAUCGCACACAGCGUCAAACAGGUGAGGGACCUACCGACACACACACACACACACACAUACACACACACGCCCGCCCGCCCGCCCUGACAGACAGGAGAGGCGAAAACAGGCUCUCGGCCCGCUCUCCCUCUGUGUGUGUAGGUAUACGUUUCGUGUGGCGGGACGGCAGUCGGCGAGUGCUGGCAGGACAUCCUGACCUUCCCGGCGUGCGACGAGCUGCACAUCAGCGGCAAGGGCGCAUCGGGCGACGGCGUGGCCAACAGCGUGCCCGACUGGAUGGUGCACAAGGGCGAGAACGGCAACAACCGCUGCCUGCCGGCCGUGUCGUCACUUCACGUGCGUUUCGACAAGCUGACGGCCGAGUGGUCGCCGGGCGGGGGAAAGUUGUCCCAGCUGAUGGGGGGGCUACAUUCUGUGCAGUGCGUGUCCCUGACCUCCGACCGCCUCACCGCUGCCUGCGACUGCCUGUCAUUCCUCUCUGCUGACAAACGCCCUCUGGAGAAUGUCCUCCUGUCGCUGCCCUCUGACGUGCAGGGGCUGCCCGAUCCCAUAAGCAGUCCGACGGAUCGCUGGCAGUUCCCGGCCAUCGCUCAUUUGACGGUGACUGCUGGGGUGGGCAAGGCGUGUGUGCAGUCAGGCCUGCAUGCCGUGCCAGUUAUUGGCGCGUCGUGCGUCGAUUUCGAGGGCGUCGUGUUUGUCAAUGAGUUUUCCGACGCUGUGUUGGGCAUGAAGGCGUUUGCCCUGGAUUGCUUCACCCAGGUGCAGGAGGUGUACGGCCUCACGCACAUGGAGUGUCGCAAGAGCGGCCCGCAUGCCGUCCUCAAGAUGAAACUCUUCCGCAAGACAGAGGGGCAGAACUAGACUGACACGCCACACACCACACACGCACUCGUUUCGUGUGGAUUAGUGUAGGAGGGGCCACGGAGGGAGAGGGAGGGAGGGAGGGAGGGAGGGAGGAGGGUCAUUUAUCGACAUGCAUUCUUGUUUGGAUGGAUGGAUGGAUGGAUGCGUGUGCGGUGGCUAGCUGUCUAAUUCAUGACACGGCACGGCUCAGCGAGAUGACCAUGGGUAUUUUUCUGUGGACUGCGGGGUUCCUUUAUCCACGGGAGG
Messenger RNA from Vitrella brassicaformis, 2657 nucleotides. NCBI's taxonomy places the organism in Eukaryota, Vitrellaceae. The record is from the annotation of a GenBank genome assembly.